GUGCGAACAGUAGUAAAUUGUCUGUCUUCAGCGCAGGGGUGGUGAGAAUACAGUGACUCAACAAACCUGCGCGGGUGAAUACGUGAAGGAGAACAAAAGCCGUAUACGAAGAUGUGCGGUGGUUUUACGUGCUCUAAAAACGCAUUGACAGCGCUAAACAUCUUUUAUAUCGUUGUUUCAUUUAUUUUAAUUGGUGUAGCUGUGUAUGGAAGAGCUUCUGCAUUGGUUACAAAUCUUCCUAUAAUUGGAGGUAUUUUAGCAUGUGGUGUUAUUUUGAUCUUAAUUUCUAUACUUGGCCUGAUUGGUGCUACUAAACACCAUCAAGUACUAUUAUUCUUUUAUAUGAUUAUUUUAUUCCUGUUAUUCUUGAUUCAAUUUAGUAUUGCUUGUGCUUGUCUUGCUGUUAACACAAAACAACAAGAACAGUUAGCAGAACAGGGCUGGCAACAUGUCAUAGAUGAACUAAAAAUAAAAGUUGAAACAACUUUCAAUUGUUGUGGAUUCAAUGGCACUGAAAAUGCACUCAUGAAUAGUUCAGACCCACAGUCCUGCAAAAAUAAACUUUGUUGUCAAUAUCCUACAGAUACUGAUUGUGAAUGUUCAACCUGUAUGCAGAAAUUACAAUCUACAAUUGAUUAUGCUUUUAAAUUAUGUGGCAGCAUGGGAUUGUUUUUCAGUUUUACUGAGUUUGUUGGUGUUUGGUUGACCGUGCGGUACAGGAAUCAGAAAGAUCCACGAGCUAAUCCUAGUGCUUUUCUCUAGUCUAACACCAUCGCUAUGUCCUCUGUCACCUCAUAUGAUCCUCCUA
Messenger RNA from Eufriesea mexicana, 808 nucleotides. RefSeq names its product Tetraspanin 97E (gene Tsp97E). Lineage: Eukaryota; Metazoa; Arthropoda; Insecta; Hymenoptera; Apidae. The record is from RefSeq and is a predicted model, not a curated record. The transcript is spliced from 7 exons. Gene Ontology annotation, cellular component: membrane. The coding region runs from base 112 to 762 and encodes 216 amino acids.